Harpegnathos saltator (Jerdon's jumping ant) is the source of this 2563-nucleotide messenger RNA. RefSeq names its product solute carrier family 30 member 1 (gene ZnT63C). Bases 609 to 1913 code for a protein of 434 amino acids. Gene Ontology annotation, biological process: intracellular zinc ion homeostasis; zinc ion transmembrane transport; detoxification of zinc ion. The record is from RefSeq and is a predicted model, not a curated record. Lineage: Eukaryota; Metazoa; Arthropoda; Insecta; Hymenoptera; Formicidae. Gene Ontology annotation, molecular function: zinc ion transmembrane transporter activity. Gene Ontology annotation, cellular component: membrane. The transcript is spliced from 8 exons.
UCGCGUGAAGUUGCAUCAUCGACCGCAGUGUUUGAUAUCGAAAAGUUCCAGAACGCGUUCGGCGUCCAAUGAGGGAGCCAAUUUACCGCACAUCUUCCGACGAACGGACGCUCCUAUUGGAUAUCGAACGUUCUCUCGAAAUCUAUCGAAGCGAGAGUAUCGCAGUCGUUUCGUCCGCGAUUGUAACGUCAGACAUCGGACGUGAGCCUUUUGCAACGUGAAAUCUCGUCGUGUGCAUGCCGUGCCACCAAUUACAUUUGUGCGCGUUCGUCAUGGCUGGCGAGGGAUGAAUCAGUCGGCUUUGAGCGUCGUGAAAUAUCGUCGUGUAUGCGCGCGUCAGUACUCGCUAGCGAGGCGUAUUACGCGUACGCACGAUCGCACGACAAUGGAGUAAAUGUUUAUGUUUAGGAGCAGCGCAGCUUUGUGGUACAAGGAUCGAUGCACGCCGCUGCCAAUCGUCGCGACACGCACCGCUUCGCGCGUGGAACAUGUUCAGGAACGUUUCCCACACUCCGUAUUUAAUCAGUGUCACUUGAUACAAUCACGGUGAGACGCGUGGAGCAUUGAGACGGCCUCGACGAAUUCUCCUGCAGGCUUGCACAAAUAUCAUGGGUCGUUAUACAGGCAAAAAAUGUCGUCUGUUAACAAUGUUAUGGCUGACAGCUUUGUUCUUCUUAGUGGAAAUAGUAGUGGGUUAUGUGACCAAUUCGAUGGCAUUAAUAGCAGACAGUUUCCAUAUGUUAUCAGAUGUGGCUGCUUUAGUAGUAGCAUUUCUCUCUGUAAAGAUGUCACCAAAAAAGUGGUCAAAAAAUACUUUUGGCUGGGCUAGAGCAGAAGUAUUAGGAGCAUUAGUAAAUGCUGUCUUUUUAGUUGCUCUGUGUUUUAGUAUUACUGUGGAGGCAUGUAAAAGAUUUAUUGAGGUAGAAGAAAUACAUGAAGCCAAACUUCUCGUGGCAGUUGGAGCUCUUGGUUUAUUGGUGAAUGUGAUAGGCUUAUGUUUAUUCCGUGAACAUGGAAGUGCUCAUGGUCACUCGCACGGUAUAUCUCGAAGUCAUAAUAGACUGAGCACUCUAGUAGGUACAGAUGAUAAUGAGAACGAUGAAGCUUACAGACCCUCGACACCUCAAGUGAAGAAAGCGCACGGUCAUAGCCAUGAUGCAAGUCAAAUGAAUAUGCGAGGUGUUUUCUUGCAUGUGCUUUCUGAUGCAUUAGGGUCUGUUAUUGUGAUUGUGUCUGCCUUGAUUGUAUGGCUCACAAAAUGGCAAUACAGAUUCUACAUUGAUCCCGCACUAUCACUAUUAUUAGUCAUUCUGAUUCUACAUUCAGUAUGGCCAUUACUCCAAGAAUCAGCUUUAAUUUUACUGCAGACUGUGCCAACACAUAUUCAGGUCGAUGCUAUACAGCAACGUUUGUUAGAAAAUGUAGACGGAGUAUUAGCCGUACAUGAGUUCCAUGUGUGGCAGUUAGCGGGUGAUCGUAUUAUAGCUAGUGCGCACAUAAGGUGUAGAAAUCUUUCCGAAUAUAUGAAAAUCGCCGAGCAAGUUAAAGAGUUUUUCCACAAUGAGGGUAUACAUUCUACAACUAUUCAGCCGGAAUUUAUUGACUAUCAUUCUAAUAGCGAAAUUAAAGAAACUCCCUCGGAAGAUUGCGUAUUGGAUUGCCCAAAGACUGAUAAGCCUUGUAAUCAAGCGACAUGUUGCGGUCCUUCAAAACAAGGUCGUGAAACUCCGUCACCUGGAGAAACGCCGUACAUGUGCAGACAACGUAAUAGCCUGGCACGUUCAACUGGCUCUAUAGGAGGCGUAGAACAACAAGAAGUAAAUGAAAUGGAACGCGGACAUUUGCUGUCACUGCCCACUUCGCAUCACUCCGUCCAACUUCCUCACCCUCACGUUAACACACCAACUGUCUGAGUUCUCAUUGCAUUAUCAGAUAUCUACCUCCAUAGCAAAAUACGCGGCGCGUCACGAUUUAUUGUACAAAUGCAAUAAAUGAGUAUAUCUACAUAAAGUUCAUUAAUAUUGCAGUUAAUGGCAGAAGUUAAGCCACAUAUUUACAAUCAAGUUUUUACUUAUAGAGAUGCGUAUAAUUAAGAUAUUUGAUAAUUAAAUGCCAAAGGCAUGUUAAUACCAAAUAUAUCGUGUUAGAUAAUGUUUUAAUAUAAUAAGAAUAUUUGUUUUUGGACGUAUUCUUUAGAAAUAACAAAGCUUCGGAUAUUCAAUGCAUAAUUUACAAUGCAGAAAUUAUUUUUCUAAUUUAAAACUGUAAAUUGUGUUCAAUAAUUAGAAAAAUGGUUUUUGUUUAAAUCUCAUAUAUUGGUCAAUAUUAUAGUACGGACGCUACUUUGAGUUUUAUUUAUAUGUACUUUUUUAUCGAUUAGUUUAUACUGGGUAGUUUUUAACAAGGUAAUAUAUAACUCUAUAAGCGAGAGUACCAAAUCUCUUCAGUAUACUUAUCUAUAUAUGCUUUUCUCCGUAUAUAAUUCUCAAAUGUUAAGUAUGUAUAUUUUUUAUGUAUUUCUAGUAAGCUUGACCAAUUACAGAAGAGUAUUGCAAAAAGCGAA